Molecule: messenger RNA, 702 nt
Organism: Callorhinchus milii (elephant shark)
Lineage: Eukaryota; Metazoa; Chordata; Chondrichthyes; Chimaeriformes; Callorhinchidae
Gene: tctex1d2
Product: Tctex1 domain containing 2
Biological process (GO): microtubule-based movement
Cellular component (GO): cytoplasm; cytoplasmic dynein complex
Molecular function (GO): dynein intermediate chain binding
Source: RefSeq, marked provisional
AGUGACGGGGAGCGAGCGGUUCCCAUGGUGACGGUGAGGGGCGGGGCGGUUCCCAUAGUGACGGGGAGCGGGCGGUUCCCAUGGUGACGGGGAGCGGGCCGUUGCAGGGCAGCGGGAGACAUGACGGCCCCGAUGAGUUCGGUAUCCACGGUGGGAGGGGUAGCGCCGCCGACUCCUCAUCCCCCCCAGGAGAACAGCUACAUCAUCAGGCCCAACUUCCAGAACAAGUUCAAGGCUCCCAGAGUAAAGGACAGCAUCCGCCACGUGUUGAAGGAAGAGCUGUCAGGCAAGGUGUACGAUCCAGAGGAAGUCCCUGGCCUGACCAAGAGGAUUGCAGAAACUAUAAAGGAUGAAGUGAAAGAAAUGGAUUUUGACAGAUACAAAGUGGUGGUGCAGGUGGUCCUUGGGGAGCAGCGGGGUGAAGGAGUGAAGAUGGUAGCACGAUGUUUCUGGGAUGCUGAUACAGAUAACUUUGCUCAGGAGGUUUAUAUGAAUGAGAGCCUGUUCUGUGUUGCUGCUGCAUUUGGCAUUUACUACUAUUAACAGCCUUCGGAGGAUGUAAUCCAAGCCAGUGCUGCUGUAUAUAAAUAUUUUCUACGGUUUUGUACAUAGAGCGAGUUGUAAACCAGAGCGCAGUUGUCGUGAUUGGGAAUAGGAAGUAAUGAACAAUGAGGAAAUAAACUUUAUUUUCUUUCAUUUGGU